AUGGACCAUCGCGUAGGACAGCGCGAUGGAUUGAUCAGCAAGUUCACGGACAUUGUGCUACUCGCCUAUAAAUACGCGCAAGUAACACUGACGUGCUCCUCUACCAACUCGAAUGAUUCAUUCCUAAACUGCUAUAUCUCAUCCAGAUACUUACCGGCCAUGUCCGCAACAAAAUUAAACACCCUAGCCUCCCAACGCUACCGGGACACCGAAUCCUCCACAUUCGCAGAUCCAACAGCAUCAUCCUCAAGCCCCAUCCCAGAAGCCCUGCAGACAAUCCUGUCCCACAAGUCCUGCCGUGCUUUUCUCCCCGCCGCUCUUGCCAACGGAACCCUCGAAACCCUGCUCACAGCCGGCUCAAGCGGCUCCACAUCCUCCCUAUACCAAACCUGGUCCGUGGUAGCCAUCCAAGAACCAGAGCACAAAGCAAAAGUCGCCGCCCUCGCAGACGAUCAAGAGUUCAUCCGCCAAGCGCCCCUGCUGCUAGUCUUCUGCCCGAAUCUGCGCCGGCUGCAUACCCUCUCCACGCACUAUGGGCAGCAGCCUGCGAGAGCGUUAGACAGCAUGGACAUGUUCAUCAUCAGCGUGGUCGAUGCCGCAAUCGCAGGGCAGAAUGUUGCUAUUGCGGCUGAGGCGAUGGGGUUGGGGAUUUGCUAUGUGGGCGCGAUUAGGAAUAACGCGGCGGAGUUGUGUGAAUUGUUGAAUCUGCCUCCGCUGACGUGGGGGGGUGUUUGGCAUGGCGGUUGGGUAUCCGGAUUUGCGGGAUAG
Aspergillus puulaauensis is the source of this 768-nucleotide messenger RNA. RefSeq lists its product as uncharacterized. The transcript has a single exon. Gene Ontology annotation, molecular function: oxidoreductase activity. Bases 1 to 768 code for a protein of 255 amino acids. The record is from RefSeq and is a predicted model, not a curated record. Lineage: Eukaryota; Fungi; Ascomycota; Eurotiomycetes; Eurotiales; Aspergillaceae.